AUGAUCCGCUCACCCCGCUCGUCGCGUGCCAUCGCGUUCGGGCUGAUGGUCUUCCUGAGCAUCGCAUGCUUCUCGCUCGUAUCACUUCAAACGCGUCAACCCGGUCUCACCAGCUUCCUUCCUGAUCUCCAGGCGGCACGUCAACGUGUCAUGGCGAAGGUGCCCGCCAUCUCCAACCUUCUCGACGUCCAGCCUGUGGUUGAACACGAAGGAGAGGACUCGAGCCAAGUCCCAUUCGGCGCCGACUACCGCUCGAACGCCACGAUGCUCAUGCUCGCGCGCAAUAGCGAUCUCAUGGGCGUGCUGCAGAGCGUGCGAGAGGCAGAGGACCGCUUCAACAGGAACUACAAGUACCCAUGGGUCUUCUUGAACGAGGAAGACUUCACGGACGAGUUCAAGAUCCGCGUUGCCAACUUGGUCUCUGGCGAGGUAUACUUCGGCACUAUCCCAAGCGAGCAUUGGUAUCAGCCGGAUUGGAUCGAUGAAGAGCGCGCGAAGGCGGGUCGCGAUGAACUAGUAGCGAAUCAGGUUAUUUACGGCGGCAGCGUCUCGUACCGCAACAUGUGCCGUUUCAACUCCGGCUUCUUCUACCAUCACGAGCUUUUGCAACAGUUCAAGUGGUACUGGCGCGUCGAACCUGACGUGCACUUCUACUGCGAUAUCACCUUCGACCCAUUCGUCUACAUGGAGGAGAACGACAAGAAAUAUGCCUUCACCCUCACGAUGCUCGAGUUCGGCCAGACGAUCCCGACGCUCUGGGAGACCACAGUCGACUUCAUAGCGAAGAACCCGCAAUACCUCGCGGAGCGCAACUCGCUCGACUACCUCAGCGACGACGGCGGCCAGACGUACAACCGCUGCCACUUCUGGUCCAACUUCGAGAUCGCGGACCUCGACUUUUGGCGCGGGGAGGCGUACAGCGCGUACUUUGACCACCUCGACCGCGCGGGCGGGUUCUACUACGAGCGCUGGGGCGACGCGCCGGUGCACUCUAUCGCUGCGGCGCUGUUGUUGCCGAAGGAGCAAAUCCACUUCUUCCGCGAGAUUGGGUACUUCCAUUUCCCCAACAUCCAUUGUCCGGCGGAGUACGAUAUCUGGCGCGCGGGGCACUGCAGUUGCAACCCGGGCGAAAGCUUUGACUACACCGGUGACUCCUGCAUGCGCCAGUGGGAGCGAGUCAACCCAUUGGCCUGA
Messenger RNA from Peniophora sp. CBMAI 1063, 1194 nucleotides. Lineage: Eukaryota; Fungi; Basidiomycota; Agaricomycetes; Russulales; Peniophoraceae. The record is from the annotation of a GenBank genome assembly.